Molecule: messenger RNA, 1401 nt
Organism: Eutrema salsugineum
Lineage: Eukaryota; Viridiplantae; Streptophyta; Magnoliopsida; Brassicales; Brassicaceae
Product: putative septum site-determining protein minD homolog, chloroplastic
Exons: 2
Coding region: 39-1019 (326 amino acids)
Biological process (GO): negative regulation of cell division
Cellular component (GO): cytoplasmic side of plasma membrane; cytosol
Molecular function (GO): ATP binding; ATP hydrolysis activity
Source: RefSeq, a predicted model, not a curated record
GUCUCUCUGGAGACAGCCAAAGAGAGCACACACUAUCAAUGGCGUCUCUGCGAGUGUUCUCCACGAAUCAUCAAUCUCCGCUUCUUCCAUCAUCGCUCUCCUCAAAACCUCUAAUAUCCUUACCACGAUUCGUCAAAAGCCCAAGCAGACAGAGUCCAAUUCGAUCCGUUCUUCAGUUCAAUCGCAAACCGGAGCUCGCCGGAGAAACGCCGCGUAUCGUUGUUAUCACAUCCGGAAAAGGCGGGGUUGGAAAGACGACUACCACCGCAAAUGUCGGUCUGUCUCUUGCUCGUUACGGCUUCUCAGUCGUUGCCAUUGACGCAGACCUCGGCCUCCGUAACCUCGAUCUCCUCCUAGGGCUAGAGAAUCGAGUCAAUUACACCGUCGUCGAAGUCCUGAACGGAGACUGCCGCCUUGACCAGGCUCUGGUACGCGAUAAGCGUUGGUCGAAUUUCGAAUUGCUGUGUAUCUCGAAACCUAGAUCAAAACUUCCAAUGGGGUUUGGUGGAAAAGCAUUGGAAUGGCUUGUGGAUGCCUUAAAAACAAGGCCAGAAGGUUCUCCGGAUUUCAUCAUCAUCGAUUGCCCUGCAGGAAUCGACGCCGGAUUCAUAACCGCCAUUACUCCGGCGAACGAAGCAGUCCUGGUGACAACUCCAGACAUUACAGCGCUCAGAGACGCCGAUAGAGUAACGGGUUUGCUCGAAUGCGAUGGAAUCCGAGAUAUAAAGAUGAUUGUGAACCGAGUGAGAACUGAUAUGAUCAAAGGAGAGGAUAUGAUGUCGGUGUUAGAUGUGCAGGAGAUGUUGGGUUUGUCAUUGCUCGGCGUGAUUCCUGAAGAUUCCGAGGUAAUCAGAAGCACGAAUCGAGGGUUUCCACUUGUUCUGAACAAGCCUCCAACGCUUGCGGGAUUGGCAUUUGAGCAGGCAGCUUGGAGACUCGUGGAGCAAGAUAGUAUGAAGGCUGUUAUGGUGGAGGAAGAGCCUAAGAAACGUGGAUUCUUCUCUUUCUUUGGCCGCUGAAUGGGAUACAAACCGGAUGGAACCGAACUGAUCUGGACUUCUUCGGGAUAUUCCGGUAUCCAAUGAGUUGUUGAAAUUGAAAUGCUUGUGCAAAACUGAAGCUCUUAGCCGGCUUAGCUGAUCUGACUAGAACCAACAUGACUGCACUUCUCUAAUAGGGUAUACAUCGUAGAAAUUACAUUAUACAUGACUAUUCUGUUGAUUUGCCAAGGGUACAGAUUCUUUUGUUGAACUUUUUAGUCUUACUCUGCUUGUUGGUUGUUGUCUUUUUAAGUUUGAAGACUUUUGCCCAUCAUAAUUUCCAAUGCCAUUGAUACAAUGAUAAGCCCUCAAAACUUUUUAUUUAUUGGAACAAAACAAGUUUACAUACUGUACUCUGACA